Messenger RNA from Lodderomyces elongisporus, 2598 nucleotides. RefSeq names its product cleavage polyadenylation factor subunit (gene RNA14). Lineage: Eukaryota; Fungi; Ascomycota; Pichiomycetes; Serinales; Debaryomycetaceae. The transcript has 2 exons. Gene Ontology annotation, biological process: mRNA 3'-end processing. Gene Ontology annotation, cellular component: nucleus. The record is from RefSeq and is a predicted model, not a curated record. Gene Ontology annotation, molecular function: mRNA binding; protein binding. Bases 1 to 2598 code for a protein of 865 amino acids.
AUGUCGCUAGAUAAAAUAUCCCAAUUAGAAGAAGAGCUUGAACAGGAUCCUUUAAAUUACAAUAAAUGGAUGAAGUAUUUGGAGCAGGUUGUGACGAAGGAUAACCAAGAGCAAGUGCGAUUAGCUUUUGAUCGAUAUUUGAGUUAUUUUAAAUUUGAUGUAUGUAAAGAACCCAGGGUUAUUAUCAAAGAAAUGAAGGGAGAACGAGUAAAAGGAAGAGAAGAAGAAAUCGAACACGAACACGAACACGAAAAAGAGAAAGAGAAAGAGAAAGAGAAAGAGGAGAAAGAUGAGGUAGUUGGAAUGACGCAAAUUGCGCAAUCGUUACAAGGAAUUCAACUGCCGCAAGCAUCGACGGCACUAAAAAGUGAACAGUGGACCAACUAUAUUAAUUAUGAACUCAGUCGUGGUGAAAAAAAGAAUGCCGAAGCAUUGUUUCAGAAAAGCUUUGCAGUUACCGAAAGUGUUGAGUUGUGCCGACUGUAUGUUGAUUAUGUGAGAAGCAUAUCUGAUUUUGUUACCGGUGGAGACAAGGCUCGUGCCACCGUGAUCCAAGCUUUUGAGUUUGCAGUGGGUAAAGUGGGCAUUGAUAUCCAAAGUGACAGUUUGUGGCAAGAUUAUAUAUCAUUUAUCAAAUCUUGGACACCAACAGCCAAUUGGGAACAACAGCAAAAGAUUGACCUUAUUAGAAAAGUUUACAAAAAGCUUUUAACAAUACCAACAGAGAAUAUAGAAACGAAUUGGACACAAUAUACAAAAUGGGAGAAUGAACUAAAUCCCGUUACUGCCCAGAAAUUUGUAUCGGAAAAGUCCGCUGAUUUUAUGCUUGCACGAUCGUGGAACACAGAAUGGCUCAGAAUCACCAACAAGAAACUUAAAAGGACAAUUACUCCACACUCUGUUGCUGAUGAAACAAUUGAACAACAGAUGAAAUACUGGCACAAUUGGAUUGAGAUGGAAAAGAGAAACUCCUUGGAAUUAAAGGAUGAGUCUGCUAUCCAGAGUCGUAUUAGUUAUGUUUACAAGCAAGCGACGUUUGCUCUUCCGUUUGUGUCGCAAAUCUGGUUUGAAUCUGUAAAAUACUUGUUGACCAUUAACGAGGAAAGUAAUAUAAGCAUGUGCAUUCAUCUUCUUAAGAACGGCUUAAGCUUAAAUCCAAAAAGUUUGCUUCUCUCGUUUCAACUCGCGGAGCUUUAUGAAAAGGACAAUUCUUUUGACAAGGCAAAGGUUAUUUUCAACAACCUUAUUCAAAAGUAUAUCAAAGAAUUUGAAGGCAUAGCCACAGAAUAUGACGCUAUACAAGAGCGCUUGAAGCCUAAGGUGGAAAACGAAACCGGGGCGGCAGAAGAUUCUGAUGAUGAAAUGAAAGAUGUACAACCGGAGCACCUGAUGAAAACGACAAAUUCAAUUUCCAAUUUGAGCUCUAAUCCAACAGUAACGAGUAAUGGUGGAUCGCUUCCCAAUAUCCCACAUUUGCCAAAUAUCCCAAAUUUGGGGAAACAAUCCGAUGCUAGAGGUGCAAAUUCUUCCACUGCACCGUCUACUCUUCCCAACUUGCCAAAUAUUCCAAACUUUACUAGCACCAACGCUGCUUCCGGUACUGCCUUAUCCAGUAAUGAAAUAUCGUUGGCCGAUGCAAGGAAAUUAGAACAGAUCGAGAGAACUAAGGCAGCUCUUGUUGAUAAAAUCACUCUUGUAUAUGUGAAAUUUAUGACCGCAAGUAAACGUGCCGAAGGAAUUAAAGAAGCACGUAAUGUAUUUAAAACUGCUCGAAAAUUUGGCUCUAUAGGUUAUCAAAUAUUUGUUGAAAGUGCUUUACUUGAACAUUAUGCCGAUAACACCAAAACCGCCAUUAAAGUGUUUGAUGUUGGUAUGAAGACAUUCUCCACUGAGGGAGAAUUUCUUGCUAAAUAUUUGGAUUAUUUGAUCAUGAUCAAUGAUGUGGACAGAUUGAGAAGUACUAUUCAAAAUGCAGAUGCAAACAUUUCCAAAGUAAUUGCACUGCUUGAAGACGAGAUUAGUGGUGAUGAAAAGAUUUUACCGGUUGUAAAGAAACAAUUAGAGAAAAGACUAGAGAAGAAGAAAUUGCAGUUACAAGGCUUGUUCAAAAAAUAUAUAUCUUUUGCAGCUACGCAUCUUUCGUUGGAUGUCACCAAUAGUUUUAACAAGAAAUAUGAGCAACUCUUCCCUGAGGAUGACCCAAUAAAUUUAUUUAGCGAUAGGUACAGAUUGGGCAAAAGAAAUAUUAUCAAGGUGGACGAAUUAAACCAAGAAGACGAUAUUGUAUAUGAGGAAUAUCCUGUUCCAAAUAAUAAAAGACGAAAACUUUCAACAUCGGCGUCGGCAAUAUCACUUCAUGAGACUCAAGAAUCUAUAUCUGCGAUCAAUAGCAUACAGGAGUCGAACCGUAUUGAGCAAGAGAUGAUAGAGCAGCAACGAAAAAGCAAGGUGGAUAACUCGCUAGCUGCUGUAGGUCCAUCAAUUGUUACAUUGAUGACGGUGUUGCCCAACGCCUCAUAUUUCGGGCUCUCUUCCGAAAGUGUCUUUAAUAGCAAAAAGUUAGUGACACUAUUUGCAAACUCGCCAAACAUUCCAUAG